This is a messenger RNA of Exaiptasia diaphana, 1343 nucleotides long. RefSeq names its product probable inactive glycosyltransferase 25 family member 3. The record is from RefSeq and is a predicted model, not a curated record. The coding region runs from base 39 to 944 and encodes 301 amino acids. Lineage: Eukaryota; Metazoa; Cnidaria; Anthozoa; Actiniaria; Aiptasiidae. The transcript has 8 exons. Gene Ontology annotation, molecular function: procollagen galactosyltransferase activity.
UCAAACUCCAUUUAAUAAACAAAGAUGUAUAUGGUUAUAUGAUGCCUAUUUAUGAAAACAAAGAAACAUUAGAAGAGGUGCAGAUAAUGUUUACAGAUGCUAAACUAGAAUACUUUGUUGAUCAUCCAGGCACAUUGAUGGCUGUCAGCCCUCACGUUAGCAUCAAGCCCAAAAAGAAAGAUAAAUUGGUUUUUGAUGAGAUCUAUGUAAUCAAUCUCAAGAGACGUCCUUUAAGAAGAAAGCGGAUGGUGGCUUCCUUGGCAGAGCUAGGGAUAAAAGCAAAAUUCAUAGAUGCAGUUGAUGGCAAGACAUUGACAAAUCGGCAGAUUAAAGAAAUGGGAAUCAAGAUGUUACCUGGGUAUGAAGAUCCAUACAGUCACAGACCACUAAACAUGGGUGAAAUUGGCUGCUUUCUCAGCCAUUACCUUAUUUGGGAGGAGAUGAUCAAUAAUGGUUUAAAGAACGUAUUGGUACUUGAGGACGACAUACGAUUUCAACCUAACUUUCGMAAAAAACUUGAAGCCUUUCUUGUUGAUGCUGAAAGAAUUAAAUCAAAACACACUUGGGAUUUUAUUUACCUAGGACGCAGAAGGAUGAAGACAGAAUUGAUGAGUACUGUGGAAGGUUCGAAAUACAUAAACUGGGUCAAUUACACCUGGUGGACUCUGGGGUACAUGAUUAAUCUCCAAGGUGCUCGGAAAUUGAUGUCGGCCAAACCUUUGACUAAAAUGAUGGCUAUUGAUGAGUUCAUUCCAGUUAUGUAUGACCGUCACCCUAAUAAAGAAUGGUCAAGCCACUUCAAUCCAAGAAAUCUUGUUGCCAUGACAGCAGAGCCAUUGUUGCUUUACCCAACUCAUUAUAUCGGCGAUGAAGGCUAUGUCAGUGACACCGAAACGACUCCCGCUGUUCCCGACGAUAUACAAAAAUCAAAAGAAGAACUUUGAUAGAUUUAAUGAUAUUUAUCAACAGGAGUUCUAAACUGUCAUACGAUGCCAACCAUGCUAGAUGAUAGGGAAGUUUAAAUAUUUUAUUGUGAAAUGAUUUCGCUAUGGAUUUCGCUAAGGUGAGGAAGCUAAAGUAAAUAUGGMGGCUCAAAAGUGCUGCGGCGCAAAAUCUCUAUAAUUUGAAAAAGACGAGAUAUAUUUUAUCAAAUUUCUAUUAUUUUCGUAAAAAUAUAAAAGAUAUUGAAAAAUCAUAAAAAUGAUGAUGUUUUGAAAAAGUUAAGUUUCGGUUGAUCUAGUCGUAUACUUUAUUCUGUAAAGGCUGUUAUAAGCUUGGGAAGAAUUUAUGAACACUCGAAGUUGUCAAAAUUUCCCUCAAGAAUAAAAGCACAUUCAACCUUG